Trypanosoma cruzi is the source of this 1131-nucleotide messenger RNA. RefSeq lists its product as uncharacterized. NCBI's taxonomy places the organism in Eukaryota, Euglenozoa, Kinetoplastea, Trypanosomatida, Trypanosomatidae. The transcript has a single exon. The record is from RefSeq and is a predicted model, not a curated record. Bases 1 to 1131 code for a protein of 376 amino acids.
AUGACGGAGUAUAAAAAAUUGUGCGCCAUUCUGGCGCAGCUUCGGGAGGAAGUUACAUCGCUGUCCUGUGCUUUUGAAGGUGGGGAAGGACAGGACACCGUUGCGUUGCAUUCAUUGUCGACUUCAAUUCAAAAACUAGUUACAAAUGCACAGCCUCGUUUAUUGAAAAUACUUCGCAAAGCCACUGAGACGGACCCUAAUCGCCAAAUCUACAACGAGGCUAUGUGUGCAGCGAUAAAACAGCUAUUUGACGACUUUUGCGAGUUGUUGAGUUGUCUCUUUGGGGUGCCGAUGGAGGAGAUGGUUCUCUCGGAGGGCAAAAUAAAUUUUGAGGAUUCCCCAUCCAUUUCGUGGACGGAGGAUGUGCAUAACAACUAUUUGCUACACCUUGCGCAAACAGAGGCAUGGAAAAAACGUAUUGCGACGAAUAUUGCGGACUUGGUGUUGUUUGAAGAGGAAACGCGCACCGUCUAUUUUGCGGAGGAAAGGAAAGCGCGUGAAACAUUGUUGCAGAUCAAAAGAAAUGAGAAGACUAAUAUUCUGCACAUGUUGAAGGAGAGAGAGGCGGCAAAGUGGGAGGCUGAGGUGCGGCGUCGCAAUGAUGAACACAAGGGGCUAAUGAAUGCCUCUAGUUUUUACGGGGUUCAAAACAUUGCGACGGUAUUGUUACGUAUUCCAGAGCCGUUUCGGAAGCUUCUGGCGGGAAACAUGGCUCAGCUUGUACGGGCUCUCCGCACAACACCAGAGGACCCCAACAUUCGACGAAUUCGAUGUAACAAUAGGAGGGUAAUGAUGGAUUAUAGUCAUGUUGUCUUCUGUGGUGAGUGCGAAACGUGUCGGAUACUAGUCGCUGCAGCUGAAAUUUUGUGGUAUAUAAUGGGAUAUCGGGUGGAGUACUCGACCGCACCUACAUCUUCUCUUCGCACUGUCAUUGAAAAUAACCCACCGAUUCUGUUGCCAUGUGGCCGUUACGCAUCAGAACAUGCCAUCGCGGUGAUUGGAUUUGAGGAGUACUCCGAGCGUUUCUUCACCCUCCAUGAGCCCGAUCCCAUGCAAGAUUCCGAUGAGUGGAUGGUUUGGUACGCAACGCUGGAGGCGUUGUUAGCACGUCUCGAGGAUUGUUUAGUUUAG